GAGAACAGGGAAGACCGAGGAAGGGACAUUUAGUUUGAGACGGUGCUUGGGUAAGAUAAAGAUGGAAGAGGUGAAGGGAAUUCCUGUAAGAGUGGCUCUGCGUUGUCGCCCUCUGGUCCCCAAAGAGAUUAGCGAGGGCUGCCAGAUGUGCCUUUCCUUCGUGCCCGGGGAGCCUCAGGUGGUGGUUGGUACUGACAAAUCCUUUACCUACGAUUUUGUGUUUGACCCCUCUACUGAACAGGAAGAAGUCUUCAAUACAGCAGUAGCACCACUCAUAAAAGGCAUAUUUAAAGGAUAUAAUGCAACUGUCCUGGCCUAUGGGCAGACUGGGUCUGGAAAAACCUAUUCGAUGGGAGGUGCAUACACUGCAGAACAAGAAAAUGAGCCAACAGUUGGGGUCAUUCCUAGGGUAAUACAACUACUCUUCAAAGAAGUUGAUAAAAGGAGUGACUUUGAAUUUACUCUGAAAGUGUCUUACUUGGAGAUUUAUAAUGAAGAAAUUUUGGAUCUUCUAUGCCCGUCUCGUGAGAAAACCCCUCAAAUAAAUAUACGGGAGGAUCCUAAGGAAGGCAUAAAGAUUGUAGGACUCACUGAGAAGACGGUAUUAGUUGCCCUGGAUACUGUUUCCUGUUUGGAGCAGGGCAACAACUGUAGGACCGUGGCCUCCACAGCUAUGAAUUCUCAGUCAUCCAGAUCUCAUGCCAUCUUUACAAUCUCUAUAGAACAAAGAAAGAAAAAUGACAAAAAUAGUAGUUUUCGCUCCAAGCUACAUCUUGUAGACCUUGCUGGAUCAGAAAGGCAGAAGAAAACCAAGGCUGAAGGGGAUCGUCUAAGAGAGGGUAUUAAUAUUAAUCGAGGCCUACUGUGCUUGGGUAAUGUAAUCAGUGCUCUUGGAGAUGACAAAAAGGGUGGCUUUGUGCCGUAUAGAGAUUCCAAGUUGACUCGACUGCUUCAAGAUUCUCUAGGAGGGAAUAGCCAUACUCUUAUGAUAGCCUGUGUGAGUCCCGCUGACUCCAAUCUAGAGGAAACAUUAAAUACCCUUCGCUAUGCUGACAGAGCAAGAAAAAUCAAGAACAAACCUAUUGUUAAUAUUGAUCCCCAGACAGCUGAACUUAAUCAUCUAAAGCAACAGGUACAACAGCUACAGGUCUUAUUGCUACAAGCCCAUGGAGGUACCCUGCCUGGAUCUAUGAAUGUGGAGCCAUCAGAGAAUCUACAAUCCCUGAUGGAGAAGAAUCAGGCCCUGGUAGAGGAGAAUGAAAAAUUAAGUCGUGGUCUGAGCGAAGCAGCUGGUCAGACUGCCCAGAUGUUGGAGAGAAUCAUUUUGACAGAGCAAGCGAAUGAAAAAAUGAAUGCCAAGCUAGAAGAGCUCAGGCAGCAUGCAGCCUGCAAACUAGAUCUUCAAAAGCUAGCAGAGACUUUGGAAGACCAAGAAUUAAAGGAAAAUGUAGAGAUUAUUUGUAACCUGCAGCAAUUGAUUACCCAGUUAUCGGAUGAAACCGUUGCUUGCCUGGCUACGGCCAUUGAUACUGUGGUGGAACCAGAAACUCAAUUGGAAACCAGUCUAGAGACCAGCAGCAGGUCUUCUGAUGCUUUCACCACUCAGCAUGCUCUCCGUCAAGCCCAGAUGUCUAAGGAGUUGAUUGAGUUGAAUAAAGCCCUUGCACUGAAAGAGGCCUUAGCUAGGAAAAUGACUCAGAAUGACAGCCAACUACAGCCCAUUCAGUUCCAAUACCAGGAUAACAUUAAAAAUCUAGAACUAGACGUCAUUAAUCUUCAAAAAGAAAAGGAAGAAUUGGUUCUUGAACUUCAGACUGCAAAAAAGGAUGUCAACCAAGCUAAGUUGAGUGAGCGCCGCCGCAAACGUCUCCAGGAGCUAGAGGGUCAAAUAGCUGAUCUGAAGAAGAAACUGAAUGAACAGUCCAAACUUCUAAAACUGAAGGAAUCCACAGAGUAUACUGUCUCCAAACUGAACCAGGAGAUACGGACGAUGAAAAUCCAACGGGUACAGUUAAUGCGUCAGAUGAAAGAGGAUGCUGAGAAGUUUAGACAAUGGAAGCAACAAAAAGACAAAGAAGUAAUGCAGUUAAAAGAACGAGACCGUAAGAGGCAAUAUGAGCUGCUCAAACUUGAAAGAAACUUCCAGAAACAAUCCAAUGUGCUCAGACGUAAAACUGAGGAGGCUGCAGCCGCCAACAAGCGUCUCAAGGAUGCUCUUCAAAAACAACGAGAGGUAGCUGAUAAGCGGAAAGAGACUCAGAGCCGUGGAAUGGAAGGCACUACAGCUCGAGUGAAGAAUUGGCUUGGAAAUGAAAUUGAGGUUAUGGUCAGUACUGAAGAAGCCAAACGCCACCUGAAUGACCUUCUUGAAGAUAGAAAAAUCCUGGCUCAGGAUGUGGCUCAACUCAAAGAAAAAAAAGAAUCUGGGGAGAAUCCACCUCUUAAACUCCGGAGGCGCACAUUCUCUCUUGCCGAAGUGCAUGGUCAAGUUUCAAAUUCAGACGAUUCUAUUACCAAGCAGAUUGAAAGCCUGGAGACUGAAAUGGAACUCAGGAGUGCUCAGAUUGCUGACCUACAGCAGAAGCUGCUGGAUGCAGAAAGUGAAGACAGGACAAAACAACGGUGGGAGAAUAUUGCUACCAUUCUAGAAGCCAAGUGUGCUCUGAAAUAUUUAAUUGGAGAGCUGGUCUCCUCCAAAAUACAGGUCAGUAAGCUUGAAAGCAGCCUGAAACAGAGCAAGGCUAGCUGUGCUGACAUGCAGAAGAUGCUGUUUGAGGAACGAAAUCAUUUUGCUGAGAUAGAGACAGAGUUACAAGCUGAACUGGUCAGAGUGGAACAACAGCACCAAGAGAAGGUGCUGUACCUUCUCAGUCAACUGCAACAAAGCCAAAUGGCAGAGAAACAGCUAGAGGAGUCAGUCAGCGAAAAAGAACAGCAGCUGUUGAACACACUCAAGUGUCAGGAUGAAGAACUUGAGAAGAUGCGAGAAGUGUGUGAGCAAAAUCAGCAGCUUCUCCAAGAGAAUGAAAUUAUUAGACAGAAAUUGACCCUCCUCCAAGUAGCCAGAAGACAGAAACAUCUUCCUAAGGAUAACCUUGUAUCUCCAGACUCUUCUUUUGAAUAUAUCCCACCUAAGCCAAAACCUUCUCGUGUUAAAGAAAAGUUCCUGGAGCAAAGUAUGAAUAUUGAGGAUCUAAAAUAUUGCUUAGAGCAUUCUGUGAAUGAACAUGAAGAUGGUGAUGGUGAUAAUGGAGAUGAUGAGGAAUGGAAGCCAACAAAAUUUAAGGUGUCUAGGAAGAACAUCCAAGGGUGUUCCUGCAAGGGCUGGUGUGGGAACAAGCAGUGUGGGUGCCGGAAGCAAAAGUCAGACUGUGGCAUGGACUGCACCUGUGACCCAGCAAAAUGUCGGAAUCGCCAACAAGCCAAGGAUAGCUUGGGCACUGUUGAGUGGACCCAAGGCUCUGAUUCUGAAGGCUCCUUCAAACUGGAGGAUCCCACAGAGGGAACCCCAGGAUUGAGCUUCUUCAAGCCCGUCUGUACCACUCCCAACAGCAAGAUCCUGAAAGAGAUGUGUGAUGUAAAACAGGUGCUGCUAAAGAAGAGUUCCCCAGUUCUCUCCUCCUUUGACCUCCCAGAGUUGAAACAUAUAACAACAGAUUCCCAAGAAAAUAAGGCUCCAGGGAAAAAAAAGAAACGAGCUCUAGCCAGCAAUACCAGCUUCUUCUCUGGCUACUCCCCUAUUGAGGAAGAGGCCCACUGAAGUUGAACUCAUCAUCUCUAUCCCCAGGUUGGCUUGGAAGAUGCUUUCAAGUUGCAACCAGAGGGGUUUUUAAUGACUCUUUGGAUUUCAGAUUUCGUGCUAUUGAAAAAAGCACAGAAUAUUAUGGAAAGGAAGGUAACCUUUAUUGGAUAUCGGCCCUCAGUCUUCAGCCCCAGAUUACUAUUCUCCUCCAGAAGUGUGCUAAGCUACCUACUGAAGAGACAACCAGCUGACCUUCCUAAUGACUCAUCAGGAACCAGUCUCCAGUACAAUCUGGUUCUUUCCUAUUUGUGAGAAGUUAAGGCUGCCUCCUGAUGGGGGUGUAGCCACGGCUUUUUUAUCUCUAGGUUGUCUCUGCUUAAUGGAGAAAGCUGGUCUAGGAGGCCUUGUUCAGCUCUUUCACCUCAACUCCGGAAUGGGGUUGGGAUCUUUCCUGCUCUACCCCUUUCUGGAUAUUAAGUGUUUUAAUAGUACAUUCAAUUGUUUGCCAUGUUACUGAAGUAAAUGAAUUAUUGUUAUAUGUUAAAUAAGUAAAUAAACAUUAGCCCUUCUAC
Otolemur garnettii (small-eared galago) is the source of this 4314-nucleotide messenger RNA. It is a transcript of the gene KIF4A, whose product is annotated as kinesin family member 4A. Gene Ontology annotation, biological process: mitotic spindle organization; microtubule-based movement. NCBI's taxonomy places the organism in Eukaryota, Metazoa, Chordata, Mammalia, Primates, Galagidae. The record is from RefSeq and is a predicted model, not a curated record. Gene Ontology annotation, molecular function: microtubule motor activity; ATP binding; microtubule binding. The coding region runs from base 62 to 3760 and encodes 1232 amino acids. The transcript is spliced from 32 exons.